AUGGCAUAUAGGAGAAGGCAUGCAUUAUGCAAAUCGGCGACGUUCAAGGAGGAGAUCGACCACUCACCUGUAGCUGCUGACAACGAUGACAACGUCAAAGCCAAAACAUUAACCCCUUCCCAUUCUUUCUCUGCUACAUCUAAGGGGUUUAAUGCCUUGGAAGAUUCAAGAAAUGAAUCCAAAGGGUUCUGGGGUGUUCUUGCUCGAAAAGCUAAAGCCAUUCUCGAGGAAGACGAUAACUUCUCCGAGCCUUACGAAAAUGAAACACCUCGCGGUGUGGGAUCGUCGCCUCUGUUGGAUGCCUCGACAACUUUCCAUGGCCAGAACCAACAGGCAACUGAGGGCCUUGGAAGAAUAGAAAGUCCUCGAAUACGAAGGGGCUCGGAUAAGCUCAACACUUCUCUUAAUCACAUUGGUGACACAUUUGAGAAGGUGUUUGAGGAUGGUCGAACCAUAGUGGGAAGUAAAACCCAUGAUAUCAUCCAAGAAACGCGCAAUCUUAAAAUCAGGCGGAAAGGGAGCAGUCCCAAGGCAGAAAAUCAGGUUCAUGGUCUGAAUAGCACAUUGCAGCAACCGACACAACUCCGGAUUCAAACCAACAAUCAAAACCAGAUCAAGGCAUCUCGCGACAUUACAUAUGAGACGAUUAAGAUAUCGGCUUCACAGGUUGCCAUGGCCACAGCAGCAAAAGCAAAACUGCUUCUCCGGGAGCUAAAAUCUGUUAAAGCAGAUUUGGCAUUCGCAAAGGAACGAUGUGCUCAACUAGAAGAGGAAAACAAGAUUCUUCGGGAGUGUAGGGAGAAAGGGGAUAAUCCUGCAGAUGAUGAUUUGAUUCGGUUCCAACUAGAGAGUCUGUUGGCAGAAAAGGGACGUUUGGCGCAUGAGAACUCGAUAUAUGCAAGAGAGAACCGGUUUCUAAGGGAAGUAGUGCAGUAUCACCAACUGAGCAUGCAGGACCUAAUGUACUUAGAUGAGGGAGUUGAACAAGUUACAGAAGUUGGAUAUCCCUUUAAUUUCCCUUACUCAAACAUGCUCUGUGAAUCCCCGACGUCGCUGUCCGAGGUGGCGGAGGUCAGCCCUCCAACUUUGGCAUCUACAAGUACAAAGGAGGGGAUCUUGAAUAUCACUAGUCCACCACUGGAAGCAGAUGAUGCGGCCAACUCAGCAACUGAUCCUAUCCCAUCUAAUCAUGGAAGAGAAACAACACCUUCGGUAUCUUCUGUCCUUAUUUAG
Messenger RNA from Hibiscus syriacus, 1233 nucleotides. RefSeq lists its product as uncharacterized. NCBI's taxonomy places the organism in Eukaryota, Viridiplantae, Streptophyta, Magnoliopsida, Malvales, Malvaceae. The record is from RefSeq and is a predicted model, not a curated record. The transcript is spliced from 6 exons. The coding region runs from base 1 to 1233 and encodes 410 amino acids.